GGAGGGAGCUACCCGGCGCACGCUCAGUAUGUGUGGCUGGGGAAUUCAUGUGGAGGUCAGAGUGGAAUCAGGUGUAAGUGGGUCCAGCAGAAGGAAACAUGGCUGCCAAAGUGUUUGAGUCCAUCGGCAAGUUUGGCCUGGCCUUAGCUGUUGCAGGAGGCGUGGUGAACUCUGCCUUAUAUAAUGUGGAUGCUGGGCACAGAGCUGUCAUCUUUGACCGGUUCCGUGGAGUGCAGGACAUUGUGGUAGGGGAAGGAACUCAUUUUCUCAUCCCUUGGGUACAGAAGCCAAUUAUCUUUGACUGCCGCUCUCGACCACGUAACAUUCCAGUCAUUACUGGGAGCAAAGCCGGAAAGGAGAAGCAGCCUCCUCGGCUGUGGAGGCCGUCCAGCAGCGCUGUCUAA
Messenger RNA from Galeopterus variegatus (Sunda flying lemur), 404 nucleotides. RefSeq names its product prohibitin-like. The transcript is spliced from 5 exons. Gene Ontology annotation, cellular component: mitochondrion; membrane. Lineage: Eukaryota; Metazoa; Chordata; Mammalia; Dermoptera; Cynocephalidae. The record is from RefSeq and is a predicted model, not a curated record. Gene Ontology annotation, biological process: mitochondrion organization. The coding region runs from base 99 to 404 and encodes 101 amino acids.